Molecule: messenger RNA, 1656 nt
Organism: Spizellomyces punctatus DAOM BR117
Lineage: Eukaryota; Fungi; Chytridiomycota; Chytridiomycetes; Spizellomycetales; Spizellomycetaceae
Product: CAMK/CAMKL/MARK protein kinase
Exons: 1
Coding region: 96-1466 (456 amino acids)
Biological process (GO): intracellular signal transduction; protein phosphorylation
Cellular component (GO): cytoplasm
Molecular function (GO): ATP binding; protein serine/threonine kinase activity
Source: RefSeq, a predicted model, not a curated record
GGACCAUCGACAAAAGACAAGGAGCGCAGUUUGCCUUCCUUGCGUUUUUCCUUUUCAUUCUUCUUGAUCUUUUAUCAACGUUCUGCUUUCCAACGAUGGUAUUUGUUGCAACACUCACACCUGCACACUCGCAUCAUUCUCCCUUCCCGUCUGCUCCUGCUGCUAUUUCUCCUGUUCAAACUCCUGCCACUUGCAUUCCACGUCGCAGUAGAACAUUCUCGUAUCCACUGCACCAAGACAUAUCGGCUGCAACAACCACACCUGCCACACCUGCGACGACAACAACAACAGCAACUGCUGCUGCAACAAAAAGACCUACCACAAAGCGAACUCGCUCCAAACCAACACCGCAUUUCGAUCACCCGUGGUGGAAAGGGCCAGCUGCUACCCAACUCACCACAGUAGAAGAGAUAAUAGAACCAGAUACAAGUAGAUCUCUUAACCAUCAUCCAGCUCGAAGACACAGCGCGGGACAAGUUCUUCACAUGGACGCGACGUACCCUGGCGCCAAAACUUCAAAAACAAUAUCGGAGCCUCUAGCACACCAUACACCUCGUUGGAAACGACCGAGCAUCAGUGACGCUUUUCCGACAACCGCCCCAGCAGCGGAAACGAAAGCUGCCCCGACGACAGAAUGUGUGGGACCGUAUGUUGUUCUCAAAACGCUUGGCUCAGGCGCCUUUUCCCACGUGAAGCUCGCUGUGCACUCUCGUGAUGGUAAACGCGUUGCGAUCAAGAUGCUCGAGAAACACACUCCGAAUUCUCUUCACUCUCCGCACCAAGCCUCAAACGAAGCUUCCAUUAUUGCAUCCCUGCAUCAUCCUCACAUUGUUCGACUACUCGAUACGAUUGAAACGCCUUCACAUAAUUGUUUGAUACUCGAAUACGUGCCUGGUGGGGAGUUGUACGACCUGAUCAGCGACCAUCCAAACAUGUUGACGGAAGAUACCAUCCGCCGGAUAUUUCGCGAACUCGUCCAAACAGUUAAAUACCUCCACACCAACAAUGUCUGCCAUCGCGAUCUGAAGAUUGAAAAUGUGUUGUUAGACUCAUCUCAAAACAUUAAACUAACCGAUUUCGGACUGGCCAAGCGCUUCAAUCCCCAUAUUCCCCUGACGACUCGCUGCGGUAGUGAAGAAUAUGCUGCACCUGAACUCGUCCAAGCUCAACCGUAUGAUGGACGAAAAACCGAUAUCUGGGCGCUGGGUAUCAUCUUGUUUGCCCUGCUGACUGGUGAACUACCCUUCUCGGUGCGACCUGGUGAACGUCCUCGAGGCAUGUUUCACAGAAUUGCCCGAGGGGACUUCAAGUUUCCGAAUUCACCUGGUGUGAGCGACUCGGCCAAAGAUUUGGUCAAGAGAAUAUUGACACCGAAUCCAAAAAAGCGAGCGACAUUGGAUGAGAUUUUGAGGCAUCCUUGGAUGGCGGAAAAGGAAGUGGCAAACACUGGUGCGCUCGAACGCUAGAUGUAUAUUGUCUAAGCGUUGUGUUGUCUUUUAUUGUAAAUAUGACUAUCUGCUUUUUGGGGGGCUUUUGCUUUGUACAUGUGUUUAAAAAGGAAAAAUAUACACCGGUGUAAAUAAAAUGUUAUAUAAAUACGAAUCUGGCUGCCUUCUCGUUACCCUGCCAGAGACCGAAUUUUCUCCGCAAUAAUAG